GGCAGCGCAAAGGCCGCCCGAUGGUGCUGCUGCAGGGCAGCGGCGGCGGGGGAGGUGCCAGGCGCCUUCUGCGGCUCGUGCUGGGCUCGCCGUCGCGGAGCCUGCGCCUCUGGCUGCUCCCCGUGCUGCUGCUGGCGGCGCUCGGGCACGCGUGGACCUACCGCGAGGAGCCCGAGGACAGCGACAGGGAAGUGUGUUCGGAGAGCAGAGUCGCCACCACCAAGUACCCCUGCCUGAAGCCCAGCGGAGAGCUCACCACCUGCUUCAGGAAAAAGUGCUGCAAGGGAUAUAAGUUUGUUCUUGGGCAAUGCAUCCCUGAAGAUUAUGAUGUCUGUGCAGAUGCUCCUUGCGAACAACAGUGCACAGACAACUUUGGGCGGGUCUUAUGUACAUGUUACCCUGGUUACCGGUACGACCGUGAAAGACACAGGAACAGGGAGAAACCCUAUUGCUUAGAUAUUGAUGAGUGUGCCACAAAUACUGAGCCUCUCUGCCCCCACAUCUGUGUCAAUACCGUCGGCAGCUAUCGAUGCGAGUGCCAUGAAGGCUAUAUACGUGAAGAUGAUGGGAAGACGUGCACCAAAGGAGACAAAGCAGGAUAUUCGGAGAAGACGGAUAAUGUGGUGAAGCCAGGAACCUGCUGUGCAUCUUGCAAAGAAGUCUAUCAAAUCAAACAGACAGUGCUGCAGCUGAAGCAAAAGGUUGCUUUGUUACCAAACAACGCCGCUGACCUUAGCAAGCCAAUAACUGGGGAAAAGGUGCUUGCGUCCAGUGCCUAUAUACCAGGUCCUCCUGGACAGCCAGGUGAUCGAGGCCCUCCAGGUGCUGCAGGGCCAAAAGGAAGCCCUGGAUUUCCUGGAUCUCCUGGUCCUCCAGGUCUGCCAGGCCCAAGAGGAGCAAUGGGGCCUAUGGGGCCAUCUCCAGACCUGUCCCAUAUUAAGCAGGGCAGAAGGGGCCCUGUGGGACCUCCAGGGGCACCAGGGAGAGAUGGAGCAAAGGGCGAGAGAGGCGCACCAGGAGAAAGGGGACCAUCUGGGCCACCAGGAUCUUUUGACUUCCUUUUGCUGAUGAUGGCAGACAUCAGGAAUGACAUUGCAGAGCUGCAGGAGAGGGUGUUUGGGCACAGGACUCAUUCCUCAGCAGAAGAGUUUCCAUUACCUCAGGAAUUUACAAACUAUCAGGACAUGGUGGAUUUGGGAUCCGGAGAAGACUACAAACAAAGGACUAUAUCAACAGACUCCAGGACAUACAGAGAAGGCCAUCAUUAAACAGAGCUUGCGACACAAAUAAUUAAAAAAUGUAGGGUGAUGAUCCACAAGUCACUUAAGCCAGCAUACUUGCACAUAUCCCAGCUUUGCCCCAUGGACUAUCACAUUCUUUUCUCUAAGCAUUGCAGGCAGAACCAAAUUAAGAAUGGAGCUUUAUGAUCAAUAGGUUUGUGUGACAUACCAGCUGCAGAAAUGUAUCAUUUCAGACUGAAAGUAGGGAACUGCAUGUUUGAGUGCUCCCCACAUUUUUUUAAAAGGUUCAUGUAAAAAAAAAACAACACCUAGCAUAUCAAGAGUUUUUGUGCUGCCUUCUUCCUGAUGUGCUAGCACUUGUUUUUAUGUGCAGGAAGUUUUUCAAAGGGGCAGGAUCCAAACAUUUUAUAUUUUAGCUGCAGAUGAAAGUGGUGUAUUCCUGCAUAAAUCACAUGUGUUUGCUAAUUGUGUAGUUCAGUCCCUAUAAAAAGGGGUACAAGGGUUGAAACAUAUUUUGGGCCAUCUGUGAACCUUAAGCCCCACCUCUUCCUCUGCCAGCUUUCACAUCUAGAGGGAUGACUUUGCAGAUGCAGCUAUGAGCACCCACUCAAACACCCUUCAUCCUUUCUUACCCCUUGAAUCAGCUUCAGUGCAAACAGUACGCUGCCCUUCAUGCUGACCAAAAUACUGGUUUAUUCUGAACUUUUCCAUAUCCCCAAGCACUUUCCAUUCUCCCCAUUUACAAAGGGAGAGCAGUUGCUGUAUUUGAAGAGUUAACAUACAGAGAAAAGCCCCAUUCAGACAUUAGGACUGUUCUCGCAACCCUAAAUGGGAUCAGAGGAGUGCCCAGUCAGGGUAGGAGAGCCGUGCGAACUCCCAAUAGGUGAUCACAUUUGCAAAGAUCAAGGUAGGGGGAGAGGAGAAUGACACAACUGUCCAUCACGAGAAUGCAUGGCUCUCCUAACCUGGUUGGGUGCCCUGGUUUUGAUCAUGAGAAUGCAACCAUUAUGUUAUACAUGUGUUUGGGUGUCUGUACAGAUUUCAUGUUGGUCUGGGAAUGAUUGUACAUGCCUUCAUUUUAAAACUGAACCUGGCUACGGGCCCCUCACAUGCAGCCUACAGGUAGGAAGUGAACUAUUGUACAUGAGUUGAACAAUGUGUGAAUAAUUGUGCAUGUGUACAGGUGGAUCUUGGCACACGCAGUCCCAGCAAUCACGUUUUUGCGUAUCUGCAGUCCAACCUCGGUAUAUGCGGGGAGGGGGAGGUUUAAAAAGGGUUAAUGUCUAUGUAUCUGCAGUUUCAGGGUGGCCGUAAAUGACCUCCAAGCUAAUUUCUGACCACCAUUUUGAAGAAAGGAGCCAUUUUGUGGCUCUUUUGUGUGAAAAAAGAUUCCCUUCCCCCCCCCCACGAUUUUUUGUGGGGAAAUAGGCAAAAAUCGGCAUUUGGGAGGGGGCAUUGCUGGACAGCUAGGGACCCACAGAGCACAGUAGGGCACUUUCCUAUCUUGACUUCUGCCAUUUUUAGCCCUUUUUCGUGCAUUUUUUGCCCUGCAGGAACCUAACUCCCCAAUCACCAUAUACCUAAUGCCCUAUUAUCUACAGUUUCAUUAUCUGCAGAAAUCAACAGUAAAGGAACCCACACAGAUAACAGGGUCCACCUGUACAGAUAUUUAUGUGUGUACACAUUACACAGAUUGUAUGUACAAUGGACAUAAGAUAAACAGGGCUAAUAUUUCUAAAGUGUAUCCGUUUUACUCCAUUAACAUUCUCUACACUUUAACUUUUCAAAUACUAUGGGCUGGUUGAAAUCUCACACAGAACCAUAAUUAAAUCUUGGUUCCACACAAUAUCCCUGAGCCUCAGGAGCAUGCUCUCUUCCUGUUCCUGCUCAUGUGCAAAUCAGAAGAAUUCUAUUUCCAGCUGUGGUUAGCAUCAAACCAGAUUCACUUGUGACUUCCAAACCAACUGAUCUUGGUUUAUUCUGACCAAAGUGCUUGAAAUAAAGGGCGAGUUCAGAUGACCUGCAGCAAGUAGGCUGGAGGAAACUGGAGGUUCCUGGCAACUGUGUGCUCCUGGCAUAAGCCAGUACUUCUGUCCCUUUGCAUGUCAUUCAAACCCAUCAUAUCAGGUGGAUGCUGCCGGGUUUCCUCCACUGCCCAACACUCUCUUCAACUUGGUUAUAGACUCUGGGUAAAUGUCGGGCAGUAGAGGGGACUCAACAGUGUCCACCCAACACUUCUGGGUUCAGAUUACACAAAAUGCACACGUCCGGCUCAUGCUGGGAGCACACACUCACCAGUAACCUCCAGUUCCUCCUACUUACUUUCCACAGGUCACCUGAAACCCACCUCCAAUACUGAGAUCUGAAUUCAAGCUUUGAAGUGGCUUUCAGUUUGUGGUUUAUUUCAAGGAAGCAAGGACUAGAGUAAACCAAAAUCGGUUGGUUCAAACAAUCCAACUGAUCUUGGUUUGUUCCUAACCACAGGCAGUAGUAGAAUUCUUCUGACCUGUGCAUAGGCACAGGGAAAGUGUGCCUUUGAGGAUCAGAACAGUUGUGCAGAACCAAAAUUUAAUGAUGGUUCUGUGUAACAUCUGAACUGGCCCACUAACUACUCUCCCGAUGCAAGACAGAAUGGAAUGGACUCUGGGAUGUUGUGAAGUUCAGCAUUAUGCCAUAGCAUGAGUCUCGGUUUGGUUGCUCUCUGCUUACUUUGGAGGGCUAGGAGUAGGUACACCCUGUGGCCAUAAGAGACUCGAUGCUUUCCCAAUUAUAUAAUGCCAGUUCCUCCCUCUUUCUGCACCUGCAUUACAGGGUGUGCAGCAAGGGGGACGGGCUGCCUGCGGCCAUGCAACAGUGUAAUGGUAGCACAGAUAUGGAAAUCCCUUAUCCAUACUAGUGUGUAACUUGUGUUCUGACACAGACAAGGACAUUCCAAUUGCACCAGUAUAGCCUUCUAUGGCCAAGAGGCCUGUAAGCCGGCCUACGUACAAGUACAGUGGCUUAAAUGGCUCGUAGAUUGCACUGUUAAAGAGUUGUACAAUAUUUUUUAAAAUGCACUGAUAAUGGAUAAAAUUAUAUAUGUAUUUUAUUGUCCAAA
Hemicordylus capensis (graceful crag lizard) is the source of this 4338-nucleotide messenger RNA. RefSeq names its product collagen and calcium binding EGF domains 1 (gene CCBE1). Bases 21 to 1268 code for a protein of 415 amino acids. Gene Ontology annotation, molecular function: calcium ion binding. The transcript has 11 exons. The record is from RefSeq and is a predicted model, not a curated record. NCBI's taxonomy places the organism in Eukaryota, Metazoa, Chordata, Lepidosauria, Squamata, Cordylidae.